AUGUCAACUGAGAAAGAAACGCCACUCAUUGCGGGGCUAUCGAUGCCCCAACAAAAGCCCGAUGCUGCGAAACUUCUUCAAUCGGCUCGCGAGGAUGGAUACGACUAUGUUAUAACUGAUCUCCCUCUUUCCCAAGAGGCCCGAUCUGACGUUAUUGCCCUCACAGGUCGGUGGUGGCGAACAUCCAUAGUCGGAAAUGUUCCAGAAGAUCCCCCAGAAGCGUUGCUGAAGAACCUCACUAAAUAUCUUGAAUGGGCAAUUCACAUGGGGAUCCCAGCGGUAAUUUUGCCGUCUCCUCCAAAGGAUAUGGUUUUCGAAUAUGCACAAGUUCUUCAAAGCCUAGCAAUCGACGCGCAAUCGAGCAAUACGCAAUUAUGGAUCAGGACUCUCUUGAAUGAAGAGUCUUUACAACGCUAUGAAUUGCUUACUCGCCUCUGCGAUGGGCAACCCAAUAUUGCCACGAUGCUAAUAAUGGAGCCAUUGAAGCCAACGAGCUCUCCUGCAGCAGCAACAGCAUCACAGAUCAUCAUGUUACAUAAGGCAAUUGGAGCACAGCUGAAAGCGGUAUGCUUUCCGACGAGCGUUUUCCUCACAAACAAAAGAGGCUAUCCAACUUUAUCGAAGUCUCAUCAAGUUUUGUUCACGGAGGUGCUGAAAAGGAUUGGAAGGACCGUGCGCAUACUGAUUGAAGGCGCGCCAAAGCACGAUAUUCCCGGAGCAGGAGACGGAAUGGGGUCAACAAAAUGUCUGCCAUACCUACAGUACAUUCGUCAUAUUCGGCAAAGACCAGAGUGUGUUGCAGCUUUGGACACGGAAGAAGCAAGCUUGGAGAGUGGUUAUUUGGAUAGUCUACAACGUCCACUGCAACCACUCAAAGACCACUUAGAAUUUUCAAUGUACGAGACGUUCGAAAAAGAUCCUGUGAAAUACGCAAAGUACCAAGAGGCGUGCACUAUGGCUCUCUCGGAUGGAAUGGCAUCUAUGAAGCCCGACUCCGCAUCCCCAAAGAUGAUUACAAUUGCAGUCGCUGGAGCAGGACGAGGACCAUUGGUUAUGAGAGCAAUUCGGGCUUUCAAGUCAUUGAAUGCAGACCCGACCGCUGUUGUCCUCAGAGUCUUUGCGUUGGAAAAGAACCCGUCAGCUGUCGUUUAUCUCCAAAGCAUGGCUCAGAAUCAUGCCGAUUGGAAGGGUAUUGUCACUAUAGUCCAUACGGACGCAAGAAAGCUGACAUUGGAACACCUUGGAGGCCGAAAGAUUGAUAUUGUUGUCUCAGAACUAUUGGGCUCAUUUGGAGAUAAUGAACUGUCCCCCGAAUGCCUUGAUCCUCUAUUGGCAUCCGAAUGUUGCAAACCGUCAACCAUUUCAAUCCCAAUGCAAUAUACCACCUUCGUUGCGCCAGUAUCUAGUGUCCGUUUGCACACUGAUGCUCGCCAGCAAGCUCAAGUACCACACGAAGGUGGUCAAACUCUCGGUUUGCAACGCGCAAUGGAGACAUCAUACGUUGUAAGGAGCCAUGCAGCUAGUCAAACUCAUCCAGAGCAAACUUGUUGGAAUUUUCAGCAUCCAGCAAAAGAAACUGGCAUGGAGCGUGCUGUAUCCUUGGAUUUUGCACCCGAUGCUACAUUUGCUGCGGCUGCUGGUUCCGGAUAUGGAGCUUUGGACCCUGCGAUAGCGGGUAUCGUCAGUCAAGUCCUACCAGGCUCAGGAGGGGCUGUGACCCUUCAUGGACUCCUCGGCUCCUUUACUGCAGUACUGUAUGCGAGUAAGGAUCACUACUCCGAACUCUCCAUUGCACCUCAUCGUUUUUCGGAAAAGAUGUUUUCGUGGUUCCCAAUAUAUUUCCCAUUCCGCGAACCCCUUCAUGUUCCAUCUGGAUGCAGUGUGGGUGUAAAGAUGUGGCGAAAGACAGCUGAUGGUAGGGUCUGGUAUGAAUGGUGCGCGAAAGUUCAUAAAAAUGGCACAACGAUAGCCGUGACACCAAUCCAUAACCCAAAAGGAAGAUCAAGCGAUGUGUCUCUGUAG
Messenger RNA from Cylindrotheca closterium, 2022 nucleotides. Lineage: Eukaryota; Bacillariophyta; Bacillariophyceae; Bacillariales; Bacillariaceae. The record is from the annotation of a GenBank genome assembly.